AUGGCGGAGGCAUUCUUCUACACCACUUCGGCUAGAAAUUUAUGGCUGGAUUUGGAGACUUACAUUCUGGAUAAGUCUCUUCCUAGGACCUUACCGGAGGGUUCCACAUCUGAAGAAUGUGUGAUGUUUGAAAGGUGGCAUGAGGACAAUAGGAAGGUCCGUAGCAUUGUAUUGGCAUCAAUGACAAAUAAUAUCCAGACACAGGAUGAUAGGCAUGAUGACGUCGUGUCAAUAAUGCUCCACAUGAAAGAUGUUUAUGCGGUUCUGGAUAGACAUAUUAGAUAUAUUGCCAAAAAAAUAUUUUUCGGCACCAAGAUGACUAAGGGAUCCUUCGUGCAAGAGUAUGGGAUCAAGAUGCUUUUCCUCGUGGAAAUGCUCGAGUAUCUUCGAGCUGGGCUUGAUAAUGACACGUACAUUGACGUGAUUCUCUAG
Sesamum indicum (sesame) is the source of this 432-nucleotide messenger RNA. RefSeq lists its product as uncharacterized. The record is from RefSeq and is a predicted model, not a curated record. Lineage: Eukaryota; Viridiplantae; Streptophyta; Magnoliopsida; Lamiales; Pedaliaceae.